GAUACUUUUCAUCUACAUUUCAAUAUGGAUUUAUUCAUUUGCAACAAAUGCUUCAUCCCGAUAUACAGAGGACAUCGGCCGUACAACAUUACACAGUGCGGCCACAUUUUCUGCCAGAAGUGUACGCAACAAGUGGAAAGGCAGUGUCCACGAUGUCAAUAUAUCAGUCCCGCAUAUAUACCGUUAAAAGAUCUGAUGCCUACAACGAUCUCGUUUUUUGAACCUGUUAACGAAAUUUGGGAUAUGCUAUCAAAAGCAGAUAAUUUGCGAACUGAACAGAUGAAGAUAAUAAUGCAACGCUUUCACGAAAUUGAAGAAAAAUAUGGGAAAUUAAAAAGUGAUAUGCCUCAAGUUCAACAUAAUUUUAAAAUAUUAAGAGAAAGAUAUAUAAAUCUUAAGAACGAGACGGAAAAAGCCCGCAAAAAGUUAUUACAAAUGCAAAAUACAUGCAAAAUGCAAAAUAAUCAGCAAUCUGUAUUCUGCAAAAUGAACGCACCGAGAGAUUCCAAUUCUACUCGUAUACAUUUGUCAAGUACAGGAUGUGCCUCAACAUCAGUGAACUCUUCGGAAUUUUCUAAUGCGAUACCUAAAUAUCAAAUCGAUGCGGAUGGGUUUCGCGUACCCAAUCCAAAAUCCGGUAGUUCUCUUUUUAAAAAAGAUACGAAUUCAAAUUACAGUUUCAUGAAAUAA
Molecule: messenger RNA, 690 nt
Organism: Camponotus floridanus (Florida carpenter ant)
Lineage: Eukaryota; Metazoa; Arthropoda; Insecta; Hymenoptera; Formicidae
Product: probable E3 SUMO-protein ligase RNF212
Exons: 4
Coding region: 25-690 (221 amino acids)
Biological process (GO): reciprocal meiotic recombination; protein sumoylation; homologous chromosome pairing at meiosis
Cellular component (GO): synaptonemal complex
Molecular function (GO): SUMO transferase activity
Source: RefSeq, a predicted model, not a curated record